GUGAGCCCUCUGCUGACGGGAGGAACACUCUGCUCCCAGGUCAGGGAAACAUGUCCCGUCGGAAACAGACCACUCCUAACAAAGUUCACUGAGCCAUCAGGACCAGCAAGUAGGACUACAAGAAAAUAAAGGGACCGAAAGAUACCAGAAACAUGUCAAUGGUGAUGUCUCCUCCUUGGGAUGGAAAAUCUUGUCUGUCUUGUGAUGAACACCACGAAAUCGUUGGGACUUCUCUGUCUACCUAGCCUGCUGUGUGUCUGGAGGGCCCAGAAAUGCCGUGCAGUGCCCUGACGAGGAUAAUCGGAGAGAGCAUCGGCUCCAAGAACGGGGUGAGCCAGCAGAAUGAGGAGUCAGGCUGAGACAUAGCAGACACGUUACUGGGACUUCUUCACAGGGACUGCAGUGGUUGGGAGGACAGGAAUGAAAGGGACAGCAGGUAUGCAGCUUUUUACACAGUUGUCUGCAGCUGGGGUCUGAUUUGGCAGGCUCUGGGGCUGGGGAAGUGCUUUUUGGAUUUGCAUAAAUACAACUGUGAAUAUCUGACUGGACAAAUUUAAUGGGAGGAUGGUGCCUACUUCUUCCUUGCAUGGCUACUCCAUGUUCUCUUCUUGGACUCACCAGGGCAAGUGACAGCUGCAGAUCUCCUCUCCCUGGCUUGCUUGGUGCUUCCUCUUUCCAGGGUUACUUUCCAGGCUUGGCAUGGCCCUCAUUUCACCUUGCUCUCACAACAACAUGGUUUGCUGUCCUCACUUAGCACAGAAAUGUUUUGUUUGGCAUGCGGAGUGACUGGCUAGGAGACUGUGAUACAAGGCAAAAGAGUUUUAAAUGGAAGUUGAUGUGUAAGGAAAUUCAAAGUAAUACUGAAGCAAUGGUAAAACAAUUAUAAAAAUUACUAUUAUCACAAAAGUCUCAUUGUGCAUGGUGGCCAGUGCUGCAGUUUUAAUUGUAGUCAUUUCCCCUGCAGCACGUAAUGGCUCUUGAUAAUUUAAUUUUGUUUUGCCAUGGGCUGCAUGAAAAACACACCUGAAAAAGUACUAAAAAAGAGAACAGUAACAGUGGAAUAUAUUUACUGAAAAAUACAAUACAGUUAGGUUGUUUCUGUGGAGAUGCCUUAAUUGAUUCAAUUUGGUCUUUAUUGUCUCCCAGAGUCUGAAGUAGAAAAGUAUGAAAACUCUCUAAGCAAUUCAUCUGCUCUUGCAUUCAAGCCCAUCUGUUGCUGCACUGUCACCCCAUCACUCGUGGACCACUCGCUGUCUUUGCGCUUGCCAAAAUUGCUGCAGGUGUUAUUGUGCACUUCUCUCUCCCUGCCAUCCAUGAGCUGCUUUGCUUUCUAUUGCUUGUGCCCUCUGCAACUGAUGCUUAUUUUAGAACUCUGGAGAACAGCUUCUGUUAGUCAGAUUAAUUCCUGCUUCCGAGCUCUAUUUAUCAUGGUCCUAAUAUCCCAUUAAUCCUCUAUUUGCUUCCCUCUCUCUCUGACACACACAUAUUCUGUGCUCUUUGGUGUUCCUUGGAUUCUGCUGUCUAUAAUAUUCCCAGUUUGAAGAGGGAGUAUCUUGCAAGAAAUAGCACCCAGCAUUCUCAACCAAGCAGAAAUGUUACUUGCAUCAAAACCCUUGGUUCUGAAGGGCUCCGUGGGCUGCCAUUGUUAACCCUUUCAAUUGUGUUGUUUUUCAUUUCAGUAACCACUACAGCAGUGUGGACAACCCAGAAUAGCCAUGGGGCAGGUGGAAUAGAUCCACAGUGGUGGAAAGACUUGCAAAUUUCAGGUCCAGGAACACAGAGAAGACCUACACGAACAGGGAUUUUAAAUUGGUGUACGAGGGGGGAAUAAAGUGACUCAUCUCUGAGAGACCUUUCUGUUUAGGAAGGAAGGCAGGGGAAUGAUGCAGUUCCUUUGGAUUUUGUUUGUGGAUUUUGGGGUGGGAGUUGUUUGUUGUAUGUUAUUUUCCAGAACACCUGAGAGUUAUCCUACAUUCAUACAGUUGGAGAAGGGAAGGGCUCAGGGCUGAUAACCCAGCAGACCCUAACAGUCAUGCCUAUCUCUGUUGCUCAGUACCACAGGGCUGUCCCCUACCUCCACCGCUGCUCACCUGGUAUCCCACUCAUUCACAGGAGUAUGGAGAGGAGAAUGGAAUACAAAGCAGAGGCAUUUGUGUGAUCUCUCAUCUCUAGCUGCUUGCUGCUGCUCAGUGGGAAUGUAAUCUGUCUGGAAGGGAAGAAAACACACACAACUGCUUCCACGAGCAGCUGCAGUGGCGUUUGGGAAUCCCAUUUUGGAACUCUGUCACAGGUAGCACAUCUCCCACCGUAGUUUUAUAUCUGUCCUGCAUUCUGCAGGUUUCCUCAUUUCACCAUGCUUUCUCUUUCUCCUGCAAUGCUUUUUUGGUCUCUGGGCUUUUAUCCUGGUGGUUUGUGGGUAUCUGCUUCUUGGAGAGGCUCUGGGAUUCUGUGUGUCUGCUGCUCAUACAGUCUGUAUCUCAGUCCUACCAACAUGAAGCUGUGAUCCAGACAUAAAAACACAACUCCAGGUCAUGAAAACCAUUCGGUGCUGGAAUGGCUUCUGAAGGGGCUACGUGUAUCACAGCAGUCAUGACAGUACCUGUUGCUUUCAGUGUCAAAUAGACUUGGGGUGCUUCUCAGCACCUCUUCUCACAUGCAUGGAUUGUGUUCUCAAGUUGUCUCUACAGAAACCUUUCUCACAUUUCUAAACAGAAUGAUAAAAGCCUUCAAAUGCUUUUGGAAACCUCCAUGGGGACAUUGGGAACUAAAACUCUUCUCCCACAGUCUCUAUGAAACUUCUGAAGGUCUUUGAAAUCUUCUCUAAAUUAUGGCUUUUUAAAGCCCUGCCAAAAUGGUGAGGUAAGCCCCAGGAAAGGCAGGGAGUGGGAACACAGAGCAACACUGACUGGAAGAGUUCAGCAUGUGAGAAUGUGCCUGUCCUUGUAACAGGACUGGUGCUCUCUCGAGAAUUCAGUUCCCUGGUUAUACUGAUGCCAGCUGUGGCCCAGUACUAAAAAGUAGCAUUUUCUUCUGAAAGCUGUGUUUUGAUUUUAUUUGAAAAAUGCGCUGCAUCUUCCUUGGCAUUUUUGCAUUUGUGCUUUGAGUGGUCCUUAAGCACUUAAAAAUCAGUUGAUAAGUGCAACCCAAAAGCCAGCCUGCUGGGAACUUCAGCAUCUUUGCCAGGCCUCCCAGCUCAUCCACUGAAGAAGGUAAAUCACAACUACACCUGGAACAAAGUAAUUUGUUUGCUUGCAUAUGAAAUUAAUGGUUACCUUUUAUUAUUCUCUGGAACCGAAGUUAUCUCGAGUAGGAAUUGCUGAAAGUUUUCUUUCAGAGAAGAACAAAUAACUGCUUUCUUAAAAGGUGUUUGCCAUUUCCUGUUGAGCUGAGAUACUAGCGGUCAGUGCUUUCAACAGAACAGGCUGUUUUAUCCUAAACGUGCAUCUCAGCUCUCAGGGUUCCUUCCCUUGGGUUGCUGUUUUGAGCACAUGAAGUGCCACUGAGAUUUUACUUUAGCAAGAGCCAUUUCUGGGCAAGGCAAGGUAGUGGAGGAAGUCAUCCAUCAUAUGCGCAGGAGAACAUCAGCUCCAAGCACAAACACCUUCUACAAGGACAGCUUGUCCUUAUCCCUCCUGGAACAGAAGGAGGUGACAGAGCAUGCCAAGAACAGCCCCUAGUUUUGGUAUUACUGGGGAGGGCAGGUGAUGUACCAGACCCUUAGGGAGGCUGUAUUUUUGUGCAAGAUGCCUGUUAUAGCAGGGAAUAGGACUUAAUGAUUUAGAAGAGCUAGACAGUAUUAUCCCUGAUCUGGGAUACUGUCAUAGUCCCCAGGGGCUUUCCCCAGCCUAGAGCUGUGCUGUAGGAUAUUGGUGGAUAACUUGUCAGCAAAAGCCACCUGGCUAUCUAAGGCAGGCAUAUGGGUCUCACAGGUUUUUUGUGGCCAGAGCAGCAUAUACAGCAUAUGCAGGGGGCAGGCCAAUGCAGGACAUUGCCCUAGUGAGACUGUUCUACACCCAGGCACUGGACUUGCACCAGCAGGUGCCAGAGGCUGGUGUGGCAGGGUAGGCAGAGAAGUGACCUAAGUGCUUUCCAAGAGGUGACUCCAGAGGUUCUGCACAGUGCAGGUGAGCAGCCCUAUGCCUGUUGCGUUUUUGGCAAGCUGUGGGGGUUAACACGAUGGAACAGCACUGGUCUGACUCUUUGUCCUUGUGGCUGCCAGGGGAGCAAGUCUUUGCAGGGCUGGAGGAGCAAGCCCGCCAAGCCAUGAUGAAAAGCAACUUUCCUGGAGCUCUUGGGGACCAGAGGCCAGCCAUCCGUCCGCUGCAAGACCCCGACUCCAGCAGCAGUGGCAGUGAUGAUGAGGAAACCACCCAGGAUGAAGUUUCUUCCCAUACAUCCGAGGAGGAUGGCUCAAUGGUGAAAGUGAAGAAGGAAUUGGAGAAUGCAGAACGACCCAUGGCUGGAACACCACUGAUGAGAGAAAACGAGGUGCCCGAGAGUUUGAACACUGACCCCAUGCUGGGACUGUCACAGUGCCCCCUCUGCCAGCUGGAGUGUGGGAGCAGAGAGCAGCUUAUUGCUCAUGUGUACCAGCACACUGCAGCAGUGGUGAGUGCCAAGAGCUACCUGUGUCCUGUGUGUGGCAGAGCCCUCAGCUCACCAGGGUCCCUUGGGAGGCACCUCCUGAUCCACUCGGAGGACCAGCUGUCCAACUGUGCAGUGUGUGGAGCACGCUUCACCAGCCACGCCACCUUCAACAGUGAGAAGCUGCCGGAUGUGCUCAGUGCAGAUCGGCUGCCGGCGCCGCAGAGCCAGGGCCCCUCCGGAGCCGAGGGGAAGGACGUUUCCUUUCGCACCCCCGUGUACCCCGCGGGCAUCCUCCUGGUGUGCAACAACUGCGCCGCGUACCGCAAGCUGCUGGAGGCGCAGAGCCCCAGCAUGCGCAAGUGGGCCCUGCGGCGGCAGAACGAGCCCCUGGAGGUGCGGCUGCAGCGCCUGGAGCGGGAGCGCACGGCCAAGAAGAGCCGGCGGGACAACGAGACGCCCGAGGAGCGGGAAGUGAGGCGCAUGCGGGACCGGGAAGCCAAGCGGCUGCAGCGCAUGCAGGAGACAGACGAGCAGCGGGCGCGGCGGCUGCAGCGGGACCGGGAGGCCAUGCGCCUGAAACGCGCCAACGAGACCCCUGAGAAGCGACAGGCCCGGCUCAUCCGGGAGCGCGAGGCCAAGAGGCUCAAGCGGCGCCUGGAGAAAAUGGACAUGAUGCUCCGGGCACAGUUUGGCCAGGACCCCUCUGCCAUGGCUGCUUUGGCAGCUGAGAUGAACUUUUUCCAGCUACCAGUGAGCAAUGUGGAGCUGGAGAGCCAGCUGCUGGGCAAAAUGACCUUUGAGGAGCAGAGCAACAGUGCGCUGCAGUAAACCACAGCCACGAAUGGUGCUGCCUCUGCUGUGCCUGCCCCAGGUGCACUAGCAGGCUUCUGCACUCAGGAGGCUGCUGGGGGUCUCUCUCUGACCUUCCCUGACGGGUGGUUCUGGUUCUCCUCUGAACCCAGGAGGAGAACAGAGCUGAGAGAUGUCUGCCAAAGCAGCUCUGGUAGGAGCAGAUUCUGAGUAUACAGUCUGCUCUGGGGGCCAAGUCACAGCCUGUGACAGAAGGAAAAUAAAUUAAUGUUCACAUUUA
Messenger RNA from Chiroxiphia lanceolata (lance-tailed manakin), 5677 nucleotides. RefSeq names its product zinc finger protein 821 (gene ZNF821). Gene Ontology annotation, molecular function: DNA-binding transcription factor activity, RNA polymerase II-specific; RNA polymerase II cis-regulatory region sequence-specific DNA binding. The record is from RefSeq and is a predicted model, not a curated record. Gene Ontology annotation, biological process: regulation of transcription by RNA polymerase II. Gene Ontology annotation, cellular component: nucleus. The coding region runs from base 4177 to 5415 and encodes 412 amino acids. The transcript has 7 exons. NCBI's taxonomy places the organism in Eukaryota, Metazoa, Chordata, Aves, Passeriformes, Pipridae.